This is a messenger RNA of Leptopilina heterotoma, 7128 nucleotides long. Its product is annotated as MATH and LRR domain-containing protein PFE0570w-like. Lineage: Eukaryota; Metazoa; Arthropoda; Insecta; Hymenoptera; Figitidae. The coding region runs from base 298 to 3732 and encodes 1144 amino acids. The record is from RefSeq and is a predicted model, not a curated record. The transcript has 41 exons.
UUUAUUCCACAUGUCCCGAUGAUAUUAUUAAACUAUCAUUUCCUAAAAUCUUUAUAGAAGCAAACAUUUUUUCACGAUAAAUAUGUGAAAUAAAAUAAGAUAUAUGACAAAGGUUUUAAAGUUGUAGCGCAGUUUAAACAGAAAUUAUUCAGUCAUCACAUAGUAAACACAAGAAAAAAAUUGAAUUAUAGAAUUGUCCAGUCCGAAUUUAUAGAGAUUGACUGGACAAUUAAUUGCAACGAUUUCAUAAGAAUACCACGUCGCUACUGUCUUAAUUAUAUACAAACAUUUACAAAAAUGAUGGCAUAUCAUUCUCUGUGCAAUUACUUCGUUAUUUUCUUCAUUCUAACAAUAUGGAUUGAUACUGUUGUCAUUUGUAUGGAUGAAGUGCCAGAUAGGGGUUUUCGGCAGUUAGAUGACGAAGUCACUACAACUUCUCCAAAGAAAUGGGAUACUGAUGUCAGCAUCGAAAAGUUAAUUCGCAUCACAAAUCUGCGUGUUACUGAUCCAAAAAUAUUGGCAAAAGAAGUAAUGAGAAUAAUCUUAGGUGAAAAUAUGUUACAAUAUUUGACAAUCCAGCAUGAAAGGAAUUCUGAUGCAGUGUAUAGUCUUAUACCUGAGAAAGUUAAAAAGUUUGUCUUCGAGUAUGUAAACGAACGUUCCCAUUUACAAAUUGACGAGUCAACAUUUAAAGACGCAGUAAAUCAGUUAUUCAAUGAAAUCAAUGAAGUAAUGUCAAUUGACUCAAGUUCGUCGGAAGAAGGAAAUAAUGUUCAAAGUCUGACAGACAACAUGGACGUGAUUGAUGACGAAGAGAAUACUGAAGAAGGUAAUUAUGUACAUACAUUAGAUAUCAAGGACGUGAUUUAUGACGACUCACCUUUAAGAUCUUACCUUCAAGAUUUCAUGGACAGUAUUGAUGAAGAUCUUACAGACAUAGUUAAAGAAGGAGAGAAUGGUGAAGAAGAUAUUCUUACAGAUAUAAGUUCGUCAUUAACGCAGAAAAAUCCUACAACACCUAGUGGAAGAAACAAACCUUCAUAUCCAUAUCAAGAUGAUGGAAACAAUAAGGUUGAAUUAUUAGAAGGAUCAAAAAUUUGGCUAACUGAAAAGGAAUUUGAAUCAUAUAAGAAAGAUUUAAAACAUAAUCCAAAUCAAGUGAUAGAAAGUUUAUUAGAAAGCUUACUUGGAAAAAACAAUUUAAAAUACUUCUCUCUCUAUGGACUAGACGGUUAUAAACCCAUACCCAUGAAUGUCAGAGAAGCUAUCUUUGAAUUUGUAAAGAAGAAUUUAAAGAAAAGUCAUGAAGAGACAAAUGCAAUUCUAAGCGAAACAAUAAUUCGAUUCUUAGGAGAGUUACACUCUAAAUCAAAUGAAGAUAUCAUAGACGAGAUUACUGACGACGUUCCUUCCGGAUCUAACAUGCAAGGAGAGAAUACUGAAGAAGAUAUCAUGGACGAGAUUAAUGACGACGUUCCUUCCGGAUCUAACAUGCAAGGAGAGAAUAGAGCAGAAGAUAUCAUGAACGAGAGUACUGACGACGUUCCUUCCAUAUCUAACAUACAAGUUGCAGGAGAGAAUAGAGCAGAAGAUAUCAUGAACGAGAGUACUGACGACGGUCCUUCCGCAUCUAAGAAACGAAGAGAGGAUAGAGCAGAAAAUAUAAGUGCGCCUUUAAAGAAGAAACGUCCUACAAGACGGAAAGGAAUAUACGAAAAAAAGAAAUUUUUCAAGAAACCAAACUCUUAUCCUUAUGAAGAAGAAAGGGAGGGAAAGGUGGAAUUAUUAAAUGAAUCCAAAAUUUGGAUAGAUAAGGACGAACUUUUUUAUCUUAAAAAAUAUUACAAAAAAGUACCGAAUCAAAUUAUAAGACAGUUACUAGGACAAUUACUUGGUGAGGAGAAUUUGCCGUUUAUGACCUUUGAUAGAGAUAAAAAUAGAACCAUUCCUGCGGAAGUGAAAAGUUCUAUUUAUGAUUUUAUGAAUAAAACUGUGAAUGCUGGUUAUGAAAUGGACUACGAUGCUUACAAAAAUUCAACAUUGAAAAUUCUAAAAAACAUCAAAUUUUCAUUUAAUAAAGGAGAAAAUAAAACAGACAUUCAAAAAUUAAAGACAUCAAAAUAUCCAUAUCGAACUAAGGGAGAGAAUAAGGUGGAAUUAUUCAAUGAAUCCAAAAUUUUUAUUGACAAAAAUAAACUCGAAUGGAUUAAAAAUAAUUUCAAAGAUGAUGCAAAAACCAUGAUAAAGGUGUUAUUAGAGAAUUUACUUGGCAAAAAGAAUAUACCUUUCUUCGGUUGGAUUGAAAUAAGUGGAUAUAAAGCUAUUCCUCAGGAAGUGAAGGAAUCUAUUUUUCAAUUUAUAAAUAAAAAUGUGAUUCCUGAAGAAAUAAAAACAUAUGAAACUUACAAAUCUACAGUAAUAUACCUUUUAAAAAAAAAAGGAAAAAAAUUUCAACAAGAAAAUCUUAAAACAGAUGGACAGAAAAACAAGAAAAUAAAAUAUCCAUAUAAAGAAAAUAUAGAGAAUAAGGUUGAAUUACUGAAUAAUUCAAAUAUUUGGAUAACUGAAAAAGAACGUGAAUCAUAUGUGAAAGAUAUAAAAAAAAAUCCCAAAAAAUCGUUAAGAAAGUUAUUAGUAAGCUUAAUUGGAGAAAACAAUUUAAAAUACUUCUCCUUAAAAGGAAAACAUGGUUAUAAAACCUUACCUUACAAUGUCAACAGAGCUAUCUUAGAAUUUGUAAAUCAAAAUGUAAAACGAAAUCUUAAAGUGACAAAUGAAACAUUCAGCAGAAUAAUAAAUAGAUUGCUUCCGAGAAUACACUCUAAAUCAAAUAAAGCCGUGACUUUACGACUCUCCAUACAAGAACAGGUGAAACAGACCAACAAUAAACUGGAUUUAAUGGAUUCAAGCUUGCAAGACAUUAAACGAGACAACAAUACUUUAAAAGCAGAACUAAGUACCUGUAAAAGGAAGUGUAACAGUUUAUUGGAAGAAAAUAAAUUUUUAACUGAAAGAGUAAAGGAAUGCGAAAGGAAAGUGGAUUUUAUUUCGUAUAAAGAGAGAAGUAAGAACGUGAUAUUGUAUAAAGUCCCGGACACAGAGAAUGAAAAUAAAAAUCUGCUCAACACAGUCAAAGAGAUAAUUCAUAGAGUAAACACAAACCUACCAACCGAUACUAUAACCGAUGUGAAACGACUGGGUAAACAAGAAGGGUCACGGCCAAUUUUGAUUUCCUUCAAUAAUUCGAAUUGCAAAUCAUUUUUAUUCCAAAACAGAAAGGCUCUUUCUAAUAUGAAUAUUGCUAUAGCCAAUGACCUUUCAAAAGAGGAAAGAGAAAAAAGAAAAAAUAAUUACCUAAUUCUACUCAAAUAUAAAGAGAUAUUACAACAAAAAGGAAAAACUGCAAUAAUUAAAGGCCCGAAAAUUAUUGUAGACGAAGAAAUGUUAAAUGUUGAAGAUGUCGAAAAACAAUUGAAAAAAAUGGAACACUCAGAAGUGGAAAGAGAAUCCGAGUAUUACUCUGAUAGUGAGGAAUCGACUACAUCUAAGGCUUCUACAGCGAGCGGAACCAAGAGAGGAAGAUCGCAUGGCUCCAAGAACAAAAUAAAGAAAAAGAUAAAAACAUCGUCAGAUAAAAUGACUGCUAACCCUCUUAAAGCAUUCUUAAUUCCACAAAAUCGAAAUGCAGCAUCCAACGAAGAAGCGAAGAAACUCCCUGUCAAUAAAUCAUAGCUAUAUACGAAGGAAAAAAACCCUAGAAUAAUCUUCUGGAAUAUUAAUGGAUGGUCCAACUGGAAGGAUUUGUCUCCUCUUCUCAAUGAUAUCGACAUUGUUUGUAUCUCUGAAACUUGGAUGAUGUCAACGCCGCACUCCUGUUCUCCCCACAAUUUCGACUUGAUAAGCAGCCCGGCAGUAAGAUCAGCAAAGAGAGGAAGAGCAAGCGGUGGUCUAAUUAUUGCUCUAAAGUCAAGUAUUUAUAAACAUAAUAUUAUAAAAAUUACAGAGCAAUGUAUAUUUGUAAAAAUCGUAUCUAGUAAGACAAAGUUUAUCCUAGGAGUAGUUUACGUAAAACCAGAUUUUAAUUUUGAUCAUUUUUGCUUAGAAUUUAAUGAAAUAAUUACAUUAAUUAAUAAUAAAUAUUCUGAUUUUCCAUUGAUCGUGGGUGGGGACUUUAACGCCAGAAUAGGGGAAUUAAAUCAAUUAAAUGAAAAUAUAUUGUCGGUGAACUCUAAUAUUUACUUCGUAAGAUCUAACACAGAUAAGACAAUAAAUAAAAGAGGGAGGCAGUUGGUGCGCUGUAUGGAGGAUAGUGGGUGCAUUGUACUAAACGGUAGAACAUUGGGAGACUGUUCGGGUCAAUUAACUUACGUAUUAAAAAAUAGAAAAUCUACAAAUGACUUAGCAUGGGUGAAUUUGACAGCUAUCUCAGAAAUAAAAAAUUUUGAAGUUAUGCAAAUGAUAACAGGUUCGGAUCAUUUUCCUAUCUCCAUUACCUUAGAAAAAAAAGAAAAAAUAAUAAAUCCAAUAAGCAAAUUAAAAUGGAGGAAUGAGUUAUUUGAAAAUUUUUUUGAAGCAAUGAAUGAUCUUCCAUGCAGCGCUCCGACUGAUCUCCACAGCGUUGACUCGAUGGCCGAACAUUUGACAGAUGCCAUAAAAUCUAAAGCGAAGUUAGUUGGAAUGGUUUCUAAAACAAAAAAUAAAAGUGGAGAAUCCAAACCAUGGUACGACUCCGAAUGUUUUUUAUUGAAAAAAUUUGUAAAGAAAUCUUUGAAAAAAUGUAAAAAUGAAAACUUUGAGAACCAAAAAUCUGUUGAACAAUAUAAUAAUAAUAAAAAAUGGUAUCUUAAUGUACAAAAGUUAAAAAAGAAGAUUUACAAAGAUUCAACUCUCGAUAAAUUAUCACAUUGUAAAGAAUCAAAAAGUUUUUGGAGUAUAAUAAAUGGUUUCCGAAGUAAAAGUAAUAAUAAAAAUAAUAUUGACUUUGACACAUGGUAUAAAUUUUUUUCAGAUUUUUUUCAGAUUAAAGAGACAUUUCCAGAACAAAUAUUGUUAGCUGAAUUAAUGGACAAAAAUAGUAACACUGAAUUGGAACUCCCUAUUACUAAAUAUGAAGUAAUUUCUGCUCUAAAUAAAUGUAAAAAAAACAAAUCACCAGGGGCGGACCAAAUUACUUUUGAAUUUUUAAAAAACCUACCUGAGAAAUGGAUCGAUUAUGUAAAUCUUCUUUUUAAUAAAAUUUUAACUGAAGAAAAAGUACCAAAAAACUGGUCAAAUAUAAAUUUAAGAAUGUUACAUAAGAAAGGUGAUAUAAACGACCCAGGAAAUUUCCGGCCUAUAGCUUUAGUUAACUGUAUAACGAAAGUUUUCACAAAUGUAUUGACAAAUAGAAUCGCGCACUGGGUUGAACAAGAAAACUUACUUCCAGAAUUUCAAUCUGGUUUUAGAAAACAAAGAAGUUGCGUUGAUAAUAUAUUUGUUUUAAAUGCCCUAGUUCAAAAUCGGUUAAGCUUAAAGGGAGGAAAAGUAUACGCCUUAUUUGUCGAUUUUAGCAACGCCUUUCCGUCAGUGUCACAUAAUUUACUUUGGAGCAAAUUGUAUAAAUUAGGAAUGGGAUAUAAAUUAACUAAAAUAUUAAAAGAUUUUUAUACAAAGGCAACAGUAUCCGUUCAAAAUAAUGGAAGCGUAUCAACACCAGUAGGUGUAACGAAAGGGGUACUUCAGGGAGAAGUUAGCAGCCCCUUGUUGUUUUCACUUUUUGUAGCGGACUUGGAGGAAUUCCUAAAAUCGGAAGGAAUACGAGGUAUUUCCAUGGGUCACGAUAAUGAGAUUAUAUUGCUUGCUUAUGCGGACGAUAUUGUAUUAAUGGCGGAGUCUUUAUCAGGUUUAAAUAAAAUAUUAAAAGCCCUUCAUAAAUACUGCACUAUUAACCAUCUAGAAGUAAAUGAAAAGAAAACGAAAAUUAUUAUUUAUAGAAAAGGUGGACACGCGCAAAAUAAAAAGUUGAAAUUUACUUAUGGUGACUCAGUAAUUGAAAUAGUAAAAAAUUAUAUAUAUUUGGGAAUUCCUCAAAGUCAAUCUGCGUCCUCCGAAGAAGCGUCAAAGAAUGCGAUAACCUCUGCGAAAAUAGCUACGAGCUCAACAAUUUCGCUCAUAAAUAAAAUGGACUUGAACACUUGGAAACCAAUACCAAAAUUGUUUGAUAGUUUGGUCGCUAGUACUCUUUUCUACGCUAUUCAAGUUUGGGGGUUAAAAUAUCUUGAGGAAAUUGAAAUAAUACAAAUGAAUUUUUUUAAAAAACUUCUUUUACUCCCUCAAAAUACUCCAAACUACGCGUUAAGAUUGGAAAUUGGUGCUGUCAAAUUAUUGAGUAGAGUAUUUAAAUUAACCCUCAAUCUAAUUGAAAAAAUUUUAAGUAUGAAAAAUAAUAGAUAUCCUAAAAUUUGUUUAUUAAGACUUAUUAAUUUAUCAAAACUAGCGAAAACCACAUGUAAAUAUAACUGGUGUCUGCAAGUAGAAAAAAUAUUCGAAUUUAUUGGAGAAAAGAUUAUAUGGAAUGCUGAAUUUGUAAAGAAUAAUAAAGAAAAAUUAAUUAAAACAUAUGAAAACUUUCUGCGAGCUGAAGAUGUAAAUUCGGUAUCUAACUCUCGAUCUCUGCAAAUUUAUCCGCAUCUUACUUUGAGAGAAGGAAUACAAAAUUAUUUGAAAUUAAAAUUUCCACUCAUCUUCCUUAAAAUUCUUGCACAAAUUCGCUUAUUAAAUAAUUACAAUACUAGAGUUAUUUUUAGAAAUAAAUUUUAUAAAUUCGACAUCGAAUAUUGUUGUGGGUAUCGAGAGUUGAAAGGCAGAGAAUUGUACCACGUACUAAUAGAGUGUGAUUUGCAUAGCAACAUUAGGAAAAAAUAUAUCUGUACAAGCGACGAACAAUCAAUUAUACUGAACACUUGGUUUGACCUUCUAAAUUUCCCAGAUAAUAAUAAUGUAAAUUCAAUAAUAGUUUAUAUAAGAAAUGCGUUAAAAAUAUAGAUUUAGAUUUAAUAAGGUUUGUAAUCGAAACGAUUGUAUUCUGUUCAAAGCAACUCUUUUGUAUGAACUUGAUGUUCGAAACAAAUAAAUGAUAUAUAUCAUUAG